AUGGAAAAUCAAAAAUCAACAGCUGCUACUGUAUUUACUAAUGGAAAACACGUUGAUCCAUCACCUGAUUUAUCUAAAAGUGCGAUUGCAAAUCGAUUUAUUAACAUGCAAAGAAUGCAAAAUGUCCUUUUGGUUUGGUUAGAUAACAUCAUUGAUGAGGAUAAUGUGGAUUGUAAUAUCAUGAUCAAGCAAUUAAAACGUGUUAUUAAUAAUCUAAACAUAUUUACAGAUAGUGACAAAUGCGCUGAAUUUAUUCAAACUAUUACCAAUAAUAGGAUAUGUAUGAUUAUUUCCGGAUCACUUGGGAAACAAAUUGUGCCUCGUGUGCAUGAUAUGUCUCAAGUAGAUAUCAUUUUUAUUUUUUGUAAUAAUCAGAAAUGGCAUGAACAUUGGGCCAAAGACUGGCCUAAAGUUAAAGGUGUCUUCACAGAUAUAACACCAGUCUGUGAAGCUCUUACACAAGCUGCUCAUCAAUCUGAGCGAAAUACCACUUCGAUUAGUUUUGUGGCACCAAACAAGAAAUUGGAUCAAUUAGAUCCAUCAUUCAUGUAUACUCAGAUCUUGAAAGAGAUCUUAUUAACUAUUAAUUUCGAGAGCAAACACAUCAAAGAAUAUAUUAAUUACUGUCGUGAUGCGUUUGCUGGAAAUGGAUAUGAAUUACAUAAUAUGAAAAGAAUGGAACGUCAUUAUCAAGAUCGAAAACCUGUAUGGUGGUAUACGUAUGAAUGUUUUCUAUAUCCUAUGCUCAAUCGUGCAUUAAAAGUGAUUGAUGUUGAUAUUAUUAUUCGAAUGGGUUUCUUUAUCAGUGAUCUACAUCGUGAUAUUCAAAGGCUGCAUUCGGAACAAUACAACAAUCAAGCAUCAAGUAAAAUAUUUACAGUUUAUCGUGGACAAGGUCUGUCAAAAGAAGAUUUCAUCGAAAUGACACAGACAAAAGGUGGACUUCUUUCGUUUAAUAAUUUUUUAUCGACUAGUAAGAUUCGUAAUGUUUCCCUUAAUUUUGCACAAAAAGCAUCAACGAAUCCGGAUCUUAUCGGAGUUUUAUUUGUUAUGCAAAUUAAUACAAGCCAUCAAACCACUCCAUACGCUUCAGUUUCUAAUGUUAGUUGUUUUCAUACCAAAGGUGAAGUUCUUUUCUCUAUGCAUACAAUUUUUCGAAUUGGAGAUAUUAAACCAAUCGAUGGAAAUAAACAACUUUAUCAAGUAAAUUUAAUACUGGUCAAUAAUAAUGAUGAAGACAUUCGUAAUCUGACAAAUCGUAUUCGGCAGGAGACUUUUCCCAAUUCGAAAGGAUGGUCUAGAUUAGGAUUGUUGUUAAUUAAAAUGGGUCACUUUAAACAAGCUCAUGGAGUUUGUGAAGGUUUACUUAAUGAAACUACGAACGAGAGUGAAAAGGCAAAUGUUUAUCUUCAACUAGGUUUAAUUAAAUAUAAUGAAGCAGAGUAUAAAGAAGCACUUUCUUAUUAUGAAAAAUCGCUUGCUAUUUAUCAAAAAACAUUACCUCCUAAUCAUAUUAAUUUAGCUACAUCUUACACAGGCAUUGGUAGUGCAUAUGAAAGUAUGGGCGAUUAUCCAAAAGCUCUUGCAGCGCAUGAAAAAGCUCUUUCAAUUCGACAACAUUCACUUCCUUCCAAUCAUCUUGAUUUGGCUGCUUCUUGUAAGAACAUUGGUAAUGUAUAUCACAGCAUGGGUGAUUAUCCAAAAUCACUUGCUUCUUAUGAAAAAUCACUUGGUAUUUAUCAGAAAACAUUGCCACCUCAUCAUAUUAAUUUGGUUACAUCCUACAUGGGAAUCGGUAAUGCACAUUACAGCAUGAAUGAUUAUACAAAAGCUCUUGCAGCGCAUGAAAAAGCUCUUGAAAUUCAACAACGAGCACUGCCUCCCAAUCAUCCUGAUUUGGAUACUUCCUAUAAUAAAAUUGGUAUGGUGUACUACAGUAUGGCUGAUUAUCCAAAAGCACUUUCUUAUUUUGAGAAAGAACUUGCAAUUAAACAACAAGCACUACCACCCAAUCAUCCUGAUUUAGCUUCAUCCUACAUGGGCAUUGGUAAUGUGCAUUAUAAUUUGGAUGAUUAUCCAAAAGCGCUUUCUUAUUAUGAAAAAGACCUUGAAAUUAAAUUACAAUCAUUGCCUCUCAAUCAUAUUGACUUGGCUUCUUCCUUUAAGAACAUUGGUAAUGUGUAUUACAGCAUGGGUGAUUAUCAAAAAGCGUUGUAUUAUUAUGAGAAAGAUCUUGAAAUUAAACAACAAGCACUGUCUCCUAAUCAUCCUGACUUAGCUUUGUCUUACAUGGGUAUUGGUAAUGUGUAUUCCAAGAUGGGUGAUUAUCCAAAAGCACUGACUUAUUAUGAGAAACCUCUUGCAAACCAACAACAAUCACUUCCUUUCAAUCAUCCUGAUUUAGCUUCUUUUUACAUGGGCAUUGGUAAUGCAUAUUACAGUAUGGAAGAUUAUCCAAAAGCACUUGCAUCACAUGAAAAAGCUCUUGCAAUUCAACAACGAUUACUUUCUGCCAAUCAUCCUGAUAUAGGUGCUUCUUUUAACAAUAUCGGUAUGGUGUAUCACAACAUGGGUGAUUAUCCAAAAGCACUUACUCAUUAUAAAAAAGCUCUUGCAAUUCAACAAAAAUCACUUCCUGCACAUCAUGCCGAUUUGGCUGCGUCCUUUAACAACAUUGGUAAUGUGUAUGAGAAUAUGGGCAGCUAUUCAAAAGCACUUCCACAUUAUAAACGUGCUGUGCACAUUGGUCGACAAGCUUUAGCAAAAGAUCAUCCUCAUUUGGAAUUAUUUAUAAAAAACCUAAAAGAAAUAAAAGCGAAACUAUAA
Messenger RNA from Adineta steineri, 2826 nucleotides. NCBI's taxonomy places the organism in Eukaryota, Metazoa, Rotifera, Eurotatoria, Adinetida, Adinetidae. The record is from the annotation of a GenBank genome assembly.